Nicrophorus vespilloides is the source of this 5669-nucleotide messenger RNA. It is a transcript of the gene Nup188, whose product is annotated as nucleoporin NUP188 homolog. NCBI's taxonomy places the organism in Eukaryota, Metazoa, Arthropoda, Insecta, Coleoptera, Silphidae. Gene Ontology annotation, biological process: protein import into nucleus; RNA export from nucleus. The coding region runs from base 918 to 5591 and encodes 1557 amino acids. Gene Ontology annotation, molecular function: structural constituent of nuclear pore. The record is from RefSeq and is a predicted model, not a curated record. Gene Ontology annotation, cellular component: nuclear pore inner ring. The transcript has 9 exons.
UGUAUAAAAUCGUGUUCUACGAGAUUUUUUCUCAUAUAACAGAGACAACAUGUUUAGGGAAUAACAUGCGUUUUACAAGAAUCGUGUUACAUGAAAAAGGUUAUCCUAAUAUUUUUAACGCGUUGUAGGAAUUUGCAUUGUAGAUACUCGCAAUUAUUCUUAAGUAAGAUCGGCAACUUUUUGUAGCAAAAAGCCAUUUUUAAAAUAUAUUCUGUUUAAAAAGAGUUUAGGGAGCUGCACAUAGCGAUACGACCGAACGGGACAUAUUUUUCAUAGUUCCACAAUUAAUGAGCUGGAUGGGAUCAAAAGUUCGCGAAGAAGAUAAAAUAAAUAAAUGAAAUAUAGACAAACAAUUAACUCUACAGGAAUAGUUGAUAGCUUAAUGAUGUAUAGAUAAAGAUAGAAAACGACUAACCGGAAACAUUCAUAAAGUAGUUCUUAAGAAGGACGUUAUAAUAUUUGAAUUAAACAUAACGACUAUCUGGAAGCAUUCAUAAAAUCGUUUUUUAACGAUCUUAAGAAGGACGUUAAAAUAUUUGAAUUUAGAAACUCAAAGAAUUCAAUAAAAGGUAUCAAAUUUAGAAAACGUGUCUUCAGUAGAAGUUCCUUAAUUUCCCAUGAAUAAUAAUAUUCGCAUUAAAUCUUGUAAAUUAAUAUAAAACAGAAAAGUGAUCGGUGAGUUGCCUAAGUUUCAAUGUUUUUAAAAUUAUUCGGCAAAUUCAGAAAGUGAAUCAUAACCUAUAGAAACCGCCAAACCAUACAUGAAAUUAUAGAAGAUAUAAUUGGGUUAUAUCACUGUUAUCGUUUAUUUUUGUUACUUAUACAAAGUACAUGACUAUCUUAUAAGUGUUUAUUGUGCCUAUUGUUUUAAUGUAAAUAGUUAAGUUCAUGUGUAGGAACUCCAAAAUACAGUUAACAUGGAUACAAUACCGUACUGGAAAAAUAUCUACAAGACUGUAAUAAAGAGUAGCAAAGCUUUGACUGAUAAGAAUAUCUUGGAGGUGCUGACCACAGUCAAAAGUGAAUUGAAGUUGGGUAUUUGCCAAUUUAAACCAUAUACUACGAGUAGCUAUAAUGAGUGGAAGAAGAAGGUCUCCAAAGAAAAUAGACAACUAGAAAUUUUGAUACAAAAAAUUUCUAAGUCAUUGAAUCUGGAUUGUACAAUUGCUUACAGCCUGUUUUGUAAUUAUGUUAUGUUUGAAUAUUAUGGGAAAGUUGAAGAUAUCAUAGAGGUCUCAAAUUUUGAGCAAUACACAAAUCAUUUAGUUGUGAAGUUAUGGCAUUUCUAUACGUCUGAGCGUAUGUUUCUUUUGAAAACAGUGAGACAUAUUUUUGAAAAUAAAGAUGUUGAGCCCAUGAAGACAUUUUUGAGUAAAUUGAAUAUAACAGAAUGUAGGGAUAAUCUGGUGGAACAAAUGAAAUUUUCUAUAGAUGAAAUAAACUAUAAGAACUCUGGUAACUGUGUAGAUAUAAAAAAUUGGGUUGCAAGAAAUAAUGUUGAACAGUUGGAACUGGUCAUUACUUUAAUUUUAUUUAAUGACUUCAAAAAACCAACACCAAAAGAUGCAUUAAAUAUGAUGGUAGUGUUUCAAGAACAUGGAUUUGCAUAUAAACCACCAGACUUUUUCGAGGCAAUUUCUUUGUCAGAUCCAAGCAGUAUUAAAUCGGUGACUCACAUGGAGUAUACAGCAUUACUCCUAGCAUUACAAUAUUUGUGGAAUAGUCCUAAUUUUGACGUCGAUAUGACUGAGGUUGAAAAUGUACUAAGUAAUAUUGUCAGUAUUCCUGAACAUAGUGUAGUAUUGCUUUCAUGGUGUGUAAUGAUAAUGUCAAUACCAUCACUGUUGGCUGUACAAAAGUAUAAAACGUUCAUUCAGGUACAUUUAAAAGAUUGCUUCAAUGACUGUGUAUUUGAAACAUUACUAGAAAUAUUAGAAAAGCCUUUCUUACAAGGUAAUAUUCUUGGAAAAAUUAUCAGAGAAGGAGUAUAUGGUUUUGUGAAUCAACUUUGUUCGAAGAGUACUGAUCAUUUUAUGAUUUAUCAGAAGAAAGGAUCAGUAGAUGUUUUGUGCAAGUUGAUUGAGGAUGAAACUAUUGCAUCAAAAGUAUUUGAUACCAAUUAUUCAGUACACUUGCUUAUUUCUACAGCUUUUAAUAUGUAUCCAUAUGAUUUUAAAUCAUUCACAGGUUUGUGCAGUACUUUAUACAAACACAAGCAUUAUGAAGAUCAGGUCAUUAGGCUCCUUUUGAACAUUGAAGUAUACACAAAUGAAAAUGCGUUACCAUUACCUACCUUCAAAGACGUUAGAAUCCUAAAAGAAACCACACCGUUGCAUAACUUCACUAUUCCAAAAUCUUCCAUAGUGGGCACUUUGCAAUUAUCCCCUACUGUUUGGUUGGCGCAAUGCCGAGGAGAUUUUAGGUAUACGUAUUUUCAUUACUUAGAACAAUAUGCUUUAGCCACGGUCGAUUACUGCGAAAAUACUACCGAUUCUGAUGGGAAAUUAAUCCCAGCAGUAGAUCGACUGAUCGAAGGAUUAAGUUUCAUUGCAGAAGUUGUAAAACAUCCACAACUAUGGAAAAACGUAUUAUUCUGUCAACUAAUAAACCACGUCAAAUUCCUGAUGACGAAAGGUGGUAUCCAUAAAUAUCCGAAUGCAGGAUUGAUAAACAGUUGUCUGAAAAUUUGCAUUGAAAUGUUGUCCAUUCCUGAAGCGAAUCCAUCGAUAUUACAUAUACUGACAGCUUUCCAUUGUUUACAUGCUAUACCAAAGGAGUUAUUAAGCAUCGAGCAGUUGCAGAAACUGAAUGUUAUAGACGACUCUAACCUUUUACAAUUGGCUGUUCUCGCUCGUUACUCUGCCAAGUACGACCUCAUACGCACUUACCUCAAAUUACUCAACCACACGAUGAAGGAAAACAAUCCGGAAAAGUUCCAGCUGCGCGGCAUCAUAUUCUUUAUGAGAGAAAUAUUCCCGCAACACCUGAAUUGGAACUAUGAGGAUUCAUUUGAGAAACAUAUUAUUACAAGAGAUAUCCUUAUGCACAUUUUCAAUAUCUUACAAUUUUACAAUUCGGUAGAAGAACCAAAAGAGAUUAUGUUAACAUACAACUUUUGCGUGGAGACGUUCUUUAAUUAUGAACCUUUCAUCAAAGCGUUUAUCGCUAUCUUCAGAUCACCGAACCAUUAUUUGGAUCAUCUGAUGUGCAUGGAAACCGAUUGGAAAGAUGGAAAGAGUACCGAAAUCAUACGCAAUGUUCGUAGAUGUAUAAGUAUCAUACUGUUGUUGUUUAAACAACACGGCUUCGCCACCAUAAAAACAACAAAGUUUUGGGCAUAUUUUAUCCAUUCUGGAGCCCAGUCCGCGAAUUGCAUAAAGGUCAUCGUAGAUUAUAUCAUCCACAAAUAUGAUACUAUACUUCCAAAAUUAGCGUGCCGCCUGUUAAAAACAAUUGCUAUUGAUUCGACGAUACCUAUACUGUCUUCUUUAGAAAUAGACAAUCACCAAGUUCAAUGCAUGUUUUUAGAACGUCUGCGUGAUCGUUUGGAAGAUGAUGAUAUGAAAGUGGCACUUCUUGAUAUGAUUACCACAUGUACGAAGAGUCAAAAUGGAAUGACGGUGGCUUUCUUUAAUCUCUCAUCGCGUCGUAAAUCUUACUGCUCCAAACCUAUAGCACAAUCUGGAGAAAGUGUUUCACAUUACUUAGGUGAUUAUCUUAAAAAUAUUAAGAUAUCCCCGGAAUAUUUAAAAAGUCCCAUCCAGGCCGCUAUGUUGAAAUUGUUUCACGCAUUAUGGGUUGAAAAGAAAACAUUACUCAUUAAAGAUUUGAUAGCAAAAGAUACUUUCUGGGAAAUAAUAUUGGCACCUUUGAUGCAGGAUUAUAACUUGGCUAAUGAAACGUAUAGCAUGAUUCUUGAUAUAUUAGCUAUUGAGUUAUCAAAGACUGAGAUUGAUCCUAAGCUGGAGGUAUUCCUGAAAGGCGUUUUCGCAAAUGAAAAAGGAUUCUUACAAAAUUUCCCUAAAUAUCUUAUGCAGUGUUUGAAAAAUGAUUGUCGUAAUCCCGAUAACGUGAAUCUUCUUUUAAGUUGGAAAAAAUUCAUCAUUUUUUUGGUCAGAGGACAUGACGAUAUACUGGAUAACAAACCAAAACAAAUUAUAGCAGAUAACACGCUUAAAGGAUUCAUCAAUUAUAUCGAUAACCCAGAGGAAAUAAAAUAUGUUAAAGAAUGGGCGGAUCUAUACUUAUAUUUGUUAACAAAAUGGGGUGAUAAAACUCCAACAGAUGAUGAGUGUUUCAAAUUAAAAUGUAUAUUGUUUUCUCACAUCAGCAACAUAUACGAUUACCUGAAUAAGAAGGCGAGAGAAUCGGUGGUUUCGAUAGCGUUGAGAACAGUAGACCUGCACGCAAAAGCUUUUGAAGAAACUUCGACAGACGUACUAAACUUUAUGAAAUCUGUGGGAACAAUAAUCGAGAAAGAAUAUGAUACGUUCAUGAAAAAUCGUAAGAAAUCUCAGGUGUUGUACAUCGAUUACAUUUCUUGGACAAUUUUAAUCAGUUUAUGUAACAGAGUGGUACAAAAAGAAUGUUUCCAGACUUGGUUCUUCUAUACGCAAAUAUUUAACAAAGUCUUCAACACCUUGGGAUUUCUGAUGUCCAAUAUUGAGACAAUGCCUUUAGUCAAAACACUGACUAUAUUUCUCACGAAAUGCGUAAAGAGUCCAUUGUCAUACGAAUUUCUCUACGUAAACUUCCAGACAUUCUUUGACUCUAUAAAAUUGCCGCAGCAAUUUUAUAACUUCUCAUUGGAAACUUUAAAAGAAGGAAACCCCUUGCAUCUCGAAGAGUUUUGGAUCACGUUUACUAGCCUAAUCAACAUGAAUCUGUCGUUGAUCGAUAAAUUCGGCUUCUUCAUGUUUUAUCCAAUAUUGGAAUUCAUGAAUAUGCACUAUACAGAAAUUGUGACCAUUAUAAAACUACCUCAAUAUACGGUCAACAAUUGCGCUCUUAAACUUGUUUCAAAUACUUUGAAACUCUGCAAUUCUUUGUUUAAAUGGAAACGGAAGUGGAGAAUGUUUAACGAACCCCUCUUAACAGCAUUUUAUAAAAUAAUCGCAGAGUGCCUUAACAGUUGCAUUAACAUUGUACUAAGUCCUAAGGUACUGAAAUUUUAUAAAAUUGCUGAUAACCAGAAGCUGCACACAGUUGAGAAAAUUCCAGUUGAAUUCCUUGUAUCGACAAUGGACAGGGUGGUCGAAAUAAUUUCUUCAUCGUGCUUGUGUUUGAUCAGUCUAUCGCCACGGAUGGUAGAUUUACUUGCAGAAAGUAAGACGCAUGAAAAUUACUUCGACGGAUUUGAUUACGAAUUUCACAUACCAAAUCCAAAUAAUCCGCACGAUAUUUCCUAUAAGUUGACCUUCGGCGGAGUUCUUUGCUUGGUUCAUUACCUAUGCAAAACUAUAAUUCAGAGGCGGAUUUACGUCAGAAAUUACAAUGAAAUAACACGGAUAUGUUUUUCGAGGUUAAUCUCUGAGAAAGGUAGUAAAAUUUGUAAAAGGGCAAACAUACUAAAAGUUUAUAUUUCUUUCUAGAUAAUCAAAGGAAAAACAACUCAAGGUUCUAUAUCAACAACUACUCUACUGGAAAUAUCGGAUCCAAAUAAAGCAUCA